AUGCACAGGAUGUUAUGGAAGAAACGAUGUCAACGAACGUCGAUGUUUCCGAAGAGGUCACCCGAAUUCUUGACUCCCUCUCUCAUAAGGGAGUUCUUCGCGAACAACUGGCGGAUGAACGAAUCAAAAGUCAACUACUGCCGUGAGUCGAUCUACCAGCGCCCUGUCCCGCGGAAGGUUCUGUCAACGUUGCGUAUUAACACAGUCUUAGACACCAAAGAGUUGCCAUUGACUUUGUAUCCCGCACUGAGACGGGGACACUUUCCCCAAAUCUUAGCAUGUGGCGUUACGUCGACAUGGGGGAAGAUUCAUAGGACAGAUACAACAUGUUCAACCACUGAUGUCAUUGGUAGCUAUCAGCAUAUUAUUACAGGAUCUAAGUCCGAUACAGCCCAACAAGUCAAAGGUGGCAUAAUAGCAGACGAGAUGGGCCUUGGAAAGUCCCUGACUAUGCUUUCAGCCAUAGCGGGGUCCUUCGAUCGAGCGGCUAAGCAUGCGAUGUGGAACAAAAAGGACUCAAUCAGGGAUGAAAUCCACGCAGGUGCUACUUUGAUCGUCGUUCCAUCACCAUGGAAUUUGACAUUUUACAAGUACCAUGGUCACAAGCGAAAAGAGUCUCCCCAAGAACUGCUACAAUCUCACAUUGUCUUUUCCACGUACGCAACCAUCGCAGCUGAGGCAAGUCAAACGUCGUCUCCACUGGCUGCAAUACAUUGGUUUCGCAUAGUCCUAGACGAAGCACACGACAUUCGGAACCGAACAACCCAGCAGUUCCAAGCCUUGAUUCGCCUGAGAGCAGAACAUCGGUGGUGUCUAACAGGAACACCGAUUCAGAAUAGCUUGGAAGAUCUCGGAUCACUCAUGACUUUUCUCAGAGUUCCAGUUUUCGAGAACGCAGCAACAUUCAGGCGAUUCAUCUCGAUUCAGUGCAACUCAUCGUCUAGACAGAGCUUUGAGGCUUUGAAAACUCUCCUCUCUACAGUUUGCCUACGCAGAACCAGAGAUGUUAUCAACCUUCCCAAAUCAAUUCAUCAUCAGAGAGUUCUCGAACUCUCUGACAUGGAGCGCGAACAGUAUAAUUGCAUUAUUAGAGACAGCCGACAGAUGAUCCAAAUGGCAGUCAGUAUGCGUGGAAGAAUGAAACAUAACACAGCUGUUCUGCAGUCCCUCCUGCGACUACGCUUGUUUUGUAACAAUGGUAGAUCUGAUUUCAUGCAAGCCGCAAGCAACAAAGGCAUGCCAACGGAUCCAUACGAGCUACUGACAUACCUCCAGCAGACAGACAACGCAAUAUGCGUUUAUUGUCACCGCAACAUUUACAGCAUCCAUGAAAAGCACAAAUUAGAAAGCGACGGCGGUAUUCAGGUUCAAGGAUGCACCCAUUUAGUUUGCAGUGGAUGCGUGCCAAAACACUGCGCGGCCAAGUUGAGAUGCAUUAGUUGCUCGACUCAAGGCCAAGAAGAUGCGGUCAACGAUCUCACCACUCCUACUCAGCAAAGAAUAACAACCCAAUUGGGGUCAGAUGCGGACACAGUUUACCCAACGAAGCUUAGAGCCCUUUUACAAGAUCUUCAACAUGAUUUUCGCAGUUAUGAUCACUAUGACAAAAAGAGUAUCGUAUUCUCAUCGUGGAAGAAGACAUUGGAUCUUGCAAAGAAUCUUCUUGCUUCCAAUGGUAUAAAUUCGUACCUCAUUCAUGGAUCUUUGCCAAUACCGGAGCGGACAAGAAUUCUUAAAGAGUUCCAUUCCCUUGGCGGAGCGAAUGUUCUUUUGAUGACCUUGGGAACAGGCGGCGUUGGCGACACAAGACUGAACUUGGCGAAUGCGACUAGGAUUUAUCUCUUGGAACCUCAAUGGAAUCCAUCAAUUGAGCUUCAAGCUAUUGGCAGAGCUUUCCGGUUGGGUCAGGAGCAACAAAUAAUGGUUAUACGAUAUAUCAUGAAGGAAACAAUUGAGGACACAAGAGAGGAAAUUGCAAUUGGCCGACGGAGGCUUUUUACAGAAACCACGGCCGUUUUCCUCGGAAAGAGCCGAGGCUAUAUCCGUAAGUAA
Molecule: messenger RNA, 2052 nt
Organism: Colletotrichum gloeosporioides
Lineage: Eukaryota; Fungi; Ascomycota; Sordariomycetes; Glomerellales; Glomerellaceae
Product: Regulator of chromatin subfamily A member 3-like 1
Exons: 7
Coding region: 1-2052 (683 amino acids)
Molecular function (GO): ATP binding; ATP-dependent chromatin remodeler activity
Source: RefSeq, a predicted model, not a curated record